GUGCAUGCUCGGCGAGAUGGAGCAUUCGUUUGCCGAGCACGUCAACCUGAGGGAAGAGGACUUCGCGCUGGUGGAGUACAACUGUCGGCUGCGGGACCUGCGGCCCGAACGUUGCGUCAUCUACCUCCCCAAGGGAGGUGCCGAGCAGGUGGAGGCGGUGACGCCUGACGGUGACUGCUACCUGGAGACUUGGGCCCUGCCAGAGGUUGCCGCGUGGACCCGCCUGCCCAGCGAGGCCCAGGGCGGAGAUCGGGGGGAUCCGAGCCCUCGCUGCUACCGCUCCCGCCAGGUGCCGCUGGCCCAAGGGCUUGGGGCCCAGAGGGAUGCCUUGGCGCACCGGUGCCGGCUUCCCCCGCCUGGACCGCCGCUGGUGCCGAACGUCGGGCUGGCGAUCGCAGCCCUGGCGGCCCCGCCAGCCUUGCCUCCACCGGUCAAAGGGCCGCCGACGUCCCGUGGUGGGGCAGGAGCUCUGGCUGACGCCGCAGCUGGCGGGGGGGUCGACGCGGGUCGGCCACUUGGCAGGUGGGUGACCGCCGAGGGGCGGCGUGGCAUCGCGCGGCUGACCCGAGGGGGCGCCCCAUCUGCCGCCCGCGUGGUCGAUGACCGCGCCCUGACCCAGCGCGCUGAGAAGCCGCUGGUGCUGAUGCUGGUCACGGACAAGACGGCCCGAGGCCCCCUUGGCUUGGAGCCAGGCGCCGCGGCGGCGCGUGGGGCCCCCCGCGAGGAGGAUGACGACGAGCUUCGCUCGCUGUCCGUGGUGUUGGAUCGGAUGAACGGAAGCCACCGCACCUGGGAGAACGUAGUGGAGGACCUCAGCGAGAAAGGCACCACCGACUGGGCGCUGAUGGGACCGCGGACGGCGGUGUGGCCUUGCCGUCACCUCCACAUCAGCGGCGGGAGCCUGACGGCCUUCUUCGCUCGGACGGUACGUGACAUGAAGGUGGCCGAGGACGAUCGAAGUGCCCUCGAGCUCGAGGCAUGGCUCAGUGUGCUGGAGCUGCCGGUCAUGGACGCGAGCUCGGGCGGAGGCGCCGCCGUUGAGAAGGACUCCGAGGACCUCGUGGGGCUCGGGCGCAGGGCGCGAGGUGUUGCCCCGGCUCUUCAGAGCCACGUGGCCGCCAGGCUCAGGAACGAGGCAGAGGUCGACAAGCAGCGCAUCAAG
Messenger RNA from Prorocentrum cordatum, 1162 nucleotides. NCBI's taxonomy places the organism in Eukaryota, Dinophyceae, Prorocentrales, Prorocentraceae. The record is from the annotation of a GenBank genome assembly.